Messenger RNA from Fusarium redolens, 1329 nucleotides. RefSeq lists its product as uncharacterized. The record is from RefSeq and is a predicted model, not a curated record. The transcript has a single exon. Lineage: Eukaryota; Fungi; Ascomycota; Sordariomycetes; Hypocreales; Nectriaceae. The coding region runs from base 194 to 1231 and encodes 345 amino acids. Gene Ontology annotation, molecular function: protein binding.
CUUGUAACCCCCAAGGCACUUGGUGCUUCAUCUUUGUGAGAGAUGCUGAUGCCAAGAACCCCCUCUCCUACCCUCGUAGGUGGUCAUCCAGCCACAAUUCCAUGACGAACAUGCCAAGUCUGGGUGCUACUUAAGAAUCCGGGUGGCCACUUUAUGUUUCUUCCAUUAAACAUCCUCUCUUCAGUCUCUCACCAUGAUCUUCUCCAGUAUAUCUCUCCUCUCGCUGUUAUCGGGCGCACUGGCCAGUGCUGUCCCCCAAGGAGCGAAUACCUGGAAAACUUUACCUUCUAUCCCCAUUGCUCCCCGGCAAGAACAUGGUGUCGUCGCACUCUCGGAAAAGACCCUUGCAAUCAUCGGUGGGAUUGUUCCCAAUCGCGAGGCCAAUGGGUAUGAGACGACUGCUAUUAUGCAAUUCUUCAAUACGCGAUCGAAUUCAUGGCGUCGAUACGUCACCGAGGCGCCCGUGAAAGUGAAUCAUCCCAAUGUCGCUGCAGUCAAUGGCAAGAUCUACCUUCUCGGUGGACUUUCAGAUAUCGACAAUGGAGCUUGGCGAGCAUUUUCAGAUUCCUGGGUCUACAAUCCCGAUGUCGAUGAGUGGACGGAGCUCGACCCGGUUCCUGAGGAUGAAGAGAGAGGCAGUGCUGCGAUUGGUGUUUAUGGAAACAUUAUCUACAUGGCUGGAGGUAUGCGCACCUUGGAACCAAUUGGGCCAGGCGGAGAACAAGAUACCGUCGAUUUUGUCUCUGCUUUCAACACCAAGACUUCACAAUGGAUCGAUCUUCCCUCCGCAGCAAAGAAGCUCCCCGAAGGCCGUGAUCACGCAACAGCCUCUAUCGUCGGAAACAAAUUCUACGUUCUCGGCGGUCGCCUCCGCGGCCAACGCAACGUAAAAGACACAGUUUUCAUUCUCGAUCUGGAGGAUCUAGAAGCAGGCUGGACGACCAGCGAAGCGCGCAUGCCCACUCCCCGCGGUGGUGCCGUUUCCGGUACAAUCGGCACCAAAGUCUACGUUUUAGGCGGAGAAGGAAACACUACUUCAGAUUCGGAGGGUAUGUUUGACCAAAUUGAGGUCUUUGAUACAAAGACCGGGAAGUGGGAGGAGCUCGGUACUAUGAAGCUGCCAAGACAUGGAGGCGCGGCUGUUGCGAUUAAGGGUGGCAUUUACCUUCCAGGUGGAGGCAUAACGGAGGGAGGUUCUCCGGUUGAUACCCUGGAUGUCUACUGGCCGUAGCCAGACAUUCGCUGUUUUUUAUGUGUAUUUCUAGCGUUUAAUGAUUAAUGACUCUAAACUGUAUUCUUCUAAGUGAUUCGGGUUCCGAGUGAUCUUCA